Molecule: messenger RNA, 2627 nt
Organism: Micropterus dolomieu (smallmouth bass)
Lineage: Eukaryota; Metazoa; Chordata; Actinopteri; Centrarchiformes; Centrarchidae
Gene: vstm2la
Product: V-set and transmembrane domain-containing protein 2-like protein
Exons: 4
Coding region: 1-696 (231 amino acids)
Source: RefSeq, a predicted model, not a curated record
AUGUUAUCACUGAGCUCCAUGUUCACAGAGGUGCCUCAUGACAUGACUGCUCAGAGAGGUCAGGAUGUAGAAAUGGCUUGCUCCUUCAGGGGGGCAGGAAUGCCCUCGUAUUCACUGGAGAUCCAGUGGUGGUACAUCAGGAAUCAUCUCGACUGGACAGACAGGCAGCCCUGGACAACCAAUGAAGUAGCAACUGAGGAGGAGAUGCCAAAGGAUGCUACAAAGAUAAGUGUUGUGAAGGUUGUAGGAAGCAACAUCUCCCAUAAACUUCGCCUCUCUCGGGUCAAGCCAUCUGAUGAGGGCACCUAUGAAUGCCGUGUCAUCGACUUCAGUGAUGACGCAGGUGCCCGCCACCAUAGUGUCAGAGCCUACCUGCAAGUGGUGCCAGAGAGCCACAUCGUCAACGGUAACCACAACGACAACUUUAAGGCCCUGGACGAUACCAAAAGAGGAGUAGCUUUUGUUGACGGGGAUGACAUGGAGUCUCACAGUGGCAGUAAAGAGCACAUUCAUGGCCAUCACCAGAAUCACGGGCACCACCAGGAGCAUGGCAAGAGGCCUUCACUGCCGGUCCACCACGGCCACAGCCACAGCAGCAGUCAGCAGCACAAGGCAGGCAGAGAGCUGAGGAAGAGGGAUGUGGACAGUAACCACAGCCACAAUGACUGCACCAACGAGGCAAGCUGUACGCUGUAGAUGGUGGUUUAUUACACCUGAAUGAUCGAUUACAGAAGGAUUGCAUACCAUCACGUGUCACAGCAUAAAAAGUUAUUCUUCCCACACAGUGCAAGCCUGUUCACAAGUCCAGAAUCUCUAGAAAUGUACAGUAUGGCUUAUUCAGAGCACAGUGCUAUAAACUGUGAUGGGAAUGUAGCUUUUUCUUCUGUGCAUCGGUCUGGUUUGGACUGCUCAUUGUCUUUAAAGCCUGGCCUCACAACAUUCAGCAAGGGGGACUGAUGUGUAGAUCUAAGCAACUCCACUGUUUCUGUUUUCAGCAAAGACAAAAAAAAUUGUCUUACUAUUAACCCAUGCUCUGAUCCACUCUUGUACUUUAGAUACUGUAAAUAACACAACCUUGCUUUCAUGCUCAUACUUCUUCCACUGCCUUACUCUUUGAUUUGGUACGUCAGAAAGAAAGUACAAUAUUAUACAUUUUGUAACUGGGUUUAUGUCCAGUAAAAGAAAAUGUUCCUUUUAUUCUGAGAGUGCACUGAAUUAUGCAUUUAGCUUUUUACCUAGAGCUCUAGCUUUGUUGGAUCUUUUUGCAGUCAAAUAAUGGACAUGGGAUAUGGUGGAAAAUCAUAUACCAGACAAACAUAUAGCAGAAAUUCAGCAAGUUAUUCUGUGUUUACUCACAGGGUGAAAGAAACAUGCUUUCUUCAGCAGGAAUUCAACAAGGUCCCAGAGCAGCAGUGCUCAUCAAGGACAUAUACAGCAUCAUUUAAUUUGAGUUGGCGUAAAUACAGCGCCAGUGUGGAAGUGUGGGUUUUCUUCCACAUUUGUGUACAAUUCAAACUAAGCACAUCACAGGCUGUAUUUUCCCACAGCGAUUUUGAGCUUAUGAAUUUGCAAUGCAACAGAAAACAUGAUUUUUGUUCAACCCUUGUGCUGCAGGUUUGAUCCAUUCAUGAUUAUUCAGACUGAAAGAAAUCAGUCAAGUUCUAUCAUGGGGACCCCACCUGUUUGAAAAGAUCAAAAUCUGACUUGGUGUGCCUCUAAAUCUACUCUGUAACUACAAAUCAAUAGAAGCAAUGGGCUUAUGGUGCAAGAUACUUUUUGGGAAGAGCAGUGCUCUAUUCCUAUCCCAGCUUAGUUCCCUUCUUCUGAUGCUCUAGCCCAGUGCUCAUCAAUCAUUUAAAAAGCCUCAAUCCUCUCCACUACAAGCCUCUAAUCCUCUCUGUAUAUAUGACUGUAUAAUAUGAAAUAAAGUGAGUGCAUGUUCAGUAAUUUUCUUAAAAUGUUUUGCAACUAACCAUAGACAGACAAGACAGUGUGUUAGUUAAAUAUAAUUUUGUCAUUUAUAAGUUUAGAUUAUUUAAGAGAAUUGUCCAUUCUGUUAAAGAGGUAUUUUUUUCAAAGCAGUUUUCUGUUGCUUUAGUGCUUUCCAGAAGUGCUGUACAGACAGAUGAAUGACACAUUCCCUUCAUAGCUGCUCAGAAAGGGGUUUCCCUAUUGUAUCUUAGUACUUAAGCAGUGUUUCUUAAACAACUGUACUGUAAGUGCAGGUCCACAAACAUGAGUGUUACCUUAUUUUAAUGAUCUUAAAUGUGGGUAUAAUUUCAAGCAGUUUGGGACUUGGGAAAAGGUUUUAAAGGGGCCAUUUGCUUAGAAGCUCUUGUGAAGCACAGGACAAUAGCUGAAGGUAUCAAAUGGGUGUUUUUAGUGAAACACUGAAAUUGGCUGUAAUCUGUGUCUCAAGGCCAUGAGGGGCUUUACUUCCGUGCUGGAUUAUCCAUCAGAACAACUACAGCUCUCUUGUUAGUGUUGGCAGUCUCUGUAGACAGGGAGGGUGCUUUAGUUGGAGGGGGAGUGAUCAGUGGGAUUGCUUUUUUCAACAAGUAACUUUGAUUUGAUGUUUUGUAAAAAAUAAAAAUAAAAUGAUAAAAAAAAAAAAGAUUGCUGUUAAA